Messenger RNA from Rhea pennata, 3671 nucleotides. RefSeq names its product SUZ RNA binding domain containing 1 (gene SZRD1). NCBI's taxonomy places the organism in Eukaryota, Metazoa, Chordata, Aves, Rheiformes, Rheidae. Bases 60 to 596 code for a protein of 178 amino acids. The record is from RefSeq and is a predicted model, not a curated record. The transcript has 5 exons.
CUGGGGGCCGCGCGCAUGCGCGGGGCGCGGGCUGGCGGCGGCGGCGGAGGCGAAUUAAAAUGGAAGAUGAGGAGGUCGCUGAGAGCUGGGAGGAGGCGGCCGACAGCGGGGAAAUAGAUAGACGGUUGGAAAAGAAGCUGAAGAUUACACAGAAGGAAAGAGCCGGGUCUUCAAGACUGGAUGUAGCUACAGCUAUGGGGAAGCCUUUUAAGAAAAAGACACUCAAAGGAAGAAAUGGUAGAAAAUCAAAAUCUCCUCCUAAAGUGCCGAUUGUGAUUCAGGACGACAGCCUUCCUUCAGGUCCUCCCCCGCAGAUCAGGAUCUUAAAGAGGCCUACGACAAACGGCGUGCUUAGUAACCCCAACUCCACUAGCAGGCCAGCGUUCCCUGUGAAAUCCUUGGCGCAAAGGGAGGCAGAGUACGCAGAAGCCAGAAAACGAAUAUUGGGCAGCGCGAGCCCCGAAGAAGAGCAGGAGAAACCAAUUCUAGAUAGGCCAACGAGGAUCUCCCAGCCGGAAGAUACCAGACAGCCCAAUAAUGUGAUUAGGCAGCCACUGGGUCCCGAUGGUUCACAAGGCUUCAAACAACGCAGAUAAAUGUGGGCAACAGAUCAUGCUGCGGAAAGCAGGGUCAGCCGCCACGGGUUGCACUGCCGCGGUGGACAAAUGGACUUGAGCAAAGGGAACUACCUGGUUUACUUGCACUGUGAUCCCCUUUGCUCUGCCCACUGUGACCUUCAAACCCCAUGCACUGUGACCUCCCCGCUCCACCCACUGUGAUCGGCAUACCGACAAGGGCUGUCCCAAGUCACUGUAAAAGGAAAGGGGAGGGAGGGGUAUAAAGGACUCGGACGGGUGCAGAGAGUCGUGUGUGCCACUUUGGUUGAAGCUAGCGCCAGCAAUAAUGUUUGUUUGUACUCAUAACCUGGGAUUUAAGGAAAAAAAAAAAAAGCGGGAAGCCUCCCCAGAUGCGCAUGUUGUCUUCAUCACUUUAAGAGCAAGUUCUGUUUCAAAGGAUCUCUCUUUGUUUUCUGUUUGUAUAUCAGAUCAACUUUCAAUGGAGUGCAUGGGAAGGGUUUUAACUGUUUAGUUUGUUUUAAUUGAGAGAGGUAGUUAAGCGUUCUAAAAAGGAGUUUCAGUGAAUUUUCUGCAACAUUAAUGGCUAGGAUUUGGCAAGCUUAGCUUCUUGUUCUGUAUUUCUACUGCUGCCAAGCGAAUGGAAGUGGACUCCUGGAUACCUGGGCUUUCCCAUUGCCUUGGCCUUGGAAGCCAGUGGAGUCUGAUGACCUAGUUUACAUACUGCACCUGUUAAAGCUUGGCUAGUGUGUUCUGCUGGCUUGAGGAAUAACUUAAAAUACAUCUAUUUGUAUUUGGGGAGAAGGGAACGUGGACAGAUCCCAUGAAAAUGCCUGCUGCCCAGUUACUGUUUGCAGCAGAGAGAGCAGGGCGGUGAUGAACUAGGGCUCUGUUGCAUCUGGACUUGCAGGCUAGGAAGCGGGUAGGCAGUGCCGCACGGCUCUCUUCUGGUCCGUGAAACGCACGGUAAAGGAGCCCCGCUCUGUAAAGCCUGUGCUCGUCAAGUGACUGACGUAACGGCAGGGGCAGGACGACCGCUGCUCCAAAUGUUUGAACCUAAGUGGCUUAUGAUGAACCGAAGGCUCUGAUCUCUCAGUUACGGUACAAGUCUGUGCUGUACCUGAUGCAUUUACUUCUAGAAAUCACAGACGUUGGGAACAAAGUGCGUUCAAUAAAGCUUGGAAAACUCCCUGUCUUCAUGCAUUGUGGGUGGUAACAGCUGGCUUUCUGCUAGGCUGCAGGGAACCGGUUGCUUUUGCUUCUCCAACUCCCCAAAAAAGAGGACAGGGUCUGAGGCAGGGACUCCAGCUUGCAGUCUGAAAACUUUUUCUGGAUGAUAGGAGCGAUACCAGGUACCGCCAAAUGUGUUUAUUGUAAGACACUGUUGAAUAUGGAUGCUUUGCCUGUGCCCAAUGCUGUCUGUCUUAUUGCAUUGUCUAACUCUCUGUACCCUAGGCAAGAAAGCUGACCUACUCUUAAUGUUACUGUCUUGAGAGAUUAGAUGAACACUAAAAUGCUCUUUUUGGAGGGAAUGUAAAGAACGCCGCUUGUGUGCGAGCGACUCCAGGCUGAGAAGUGUUUCUGCAUGUUGCUAGAAUCUCUCACUGUAGACGGACCUGCCUGGCAGAGGAACGGGCUGUACCGUUCAUGACCCCGGGCUGCCGACGCAGAAGGCUUUAGACGGUUCCUCUGGCUGAAAUGGCCAUGGGCUGGCUGAUUACUGUGUUCUCAAAAGGUAGAAUAUCACCUCUGGUUCUUGGAGGAUGUAUUCUGUACAAGCGCGGUGUUGCCUACCGUGUGUGCUCAGUAGGUUGAGCAGUAAACAACCAAAUCUGACUACUUCUGCCUGAAAAGAAGCAAACGUACAGAGCAUCUUCCACCCUGCAUUGUAUGGGAGACUCCCAUACGAUAAACCAAGACUUGUACGGAAAUACAGUUUUUAAAAAAAAAUAAAAAAAGAAAGAAAUUACUGGUAAAAUAAAACUACCUGUGUACAAAGAGAUGGAAUCUGCUAGAACCUUAAUCUGCUAAUUGAAUCGGUGCCACCUUCCACCGAAAGUCCCCUCUCCCUCCCCCAAAUCAGGUGAGCCCUCAACGGUUGGUACAGGAUGAUGUUCUUUACUCUACUGUAAGGUGGGGAGGAUGACCACAGGUGGCAGAAGGCCAGGCGGGCCAGGAGUUUGGCCCAAGUCUUCGUGGUCUUAAGAGGCCAUAGUCUUAACGUUUACUGAACUCCCUCUCAGGUAGGGCUCGGGUCGUACUGCCGAGGCGUCUGUGCAAGCACCCGCCAGCUGCUUGGCGGGCCGCGUUCCUCUUGGGGUUUUUUUAUUAUUUUUUUCUUUGCAGGCUGGCAGUAAAGAAAAAUCCCCGGGGAAGAGCAGCUCAGCAAGGGAAGGGUAGGUGGGGUGGGGAGCGAGAAGGGAGAAAGACAUUAGCAAUAACCGUAGUCACCGCGCCUUUCCUUAACUAUUGCUCGAAAUAGCUUUUACUUUGGAGGGUCAGCUGCUGGCAAAAAGAAAAAGAAAAAAAACUCCUGACGUAGCUUUGGAUACCUUGCUGACAUUAGAAGUCUUCUCCUGCCCGGUUAUCCCGUAAGUCAGGUGCCUCCGAUCCUUGCUAGCUGCACGGCAGACCUCGUCCUCCAGCACCGACCUCGCGUAACUAGUAGCCAACUGGGUAGGGGCCGCCGGGGAUUCCCGUCUCCGGCUUCUCUGUCCCUGUAGCGUGCUGAGCCGGGAGGCUUCCGACCCGCGGGCGGGCGGGAAGACGGCGCUCCUGGAAACGCGCGCUCCCCGGCCCCUCUUCCAGGCGGACGAUGGGUGCGGGGAGCCCCGCUCCGGGAACUGGGGGUCGGGGAGCAGUCGGCCGCCUUGUUUGCGCGGGGGGGGGGGUGUUCGAGCUCUCGUUCGAAUAAUACCUGUUUAUAGGGGUGUGCGUGGUCCUAGGGGCGCUUCGGGGGCCUCCUGCACGGGCCGAGCUCCCGAAAAGCGCGCAGAAUACAGCCAGAGCAUCCCGUCUCCCCCAUAAAAGUGCGCCUAAGUAUGCAGAUAAACAUUUUAUAAAUUGUAUUUUAAAUAAACGUGUUUAAACUUUUAA